ACUACUUAGGCCUACUUCCCAUUUGGGUACAUCCCUCAAUUGCGUACAUUCAUCUUAUAACUGGUUUCCGGAGUCCAAAUUACGCUAUGGCUUUUUUUUUUUUUUUUUUGAUAAAGGUUGGCUUUAUAAAUGUACUAAAAACGGGCCUUUACUCAUAGAAUUGCCUAAGCCAACAAACUACGAUACCGGCUAUCUGUACCUCCACCGAGGCGGGAUUGCUCUACUGAGCUGAAAUAACUUUUGUUAGGUUACGACUUCAACUACUUUUGAGCAGCCCGACAGGUAAUGUUGACAAAAUGACACGAGAGAAGAUAUCUUCUGGCCAAAGUGCAAUGAAAAGGAGGAAACAACCCACAGGAGUUAAAAUGGACUGGUUCCACUGUAAUCAGUGCUUCACAAGGAGAGGCUCAAAGUUUGCUGUGUCCAGCUGUGGUCACAUAUGCUGUGAAGCAUGCAUUCAAUCUCAGCGGUGCAGUGUAUGUGGGGCCAGCUGCAGUUAUCUGCCCAUCACAGAUGAGAUGAAGCCACAGGAAAAGGUGUUUUUCAAGGACCCCGUGAAGCUCCUCCAGUCAUGGCUGGAGCACACUUCACAGAUUGCACUUUUUCAGCGGACACAGAUGGAGAGAGUCACGGCACACUUCAAGCAUAAGUCCGUUGAACUGGAAAGGCAUCUGAAGGAAGUCACUGAGCAGGGUUACAGAAGGCAACUCUCCGAGCUGAAAAGAGAAAAUACUGACUUAAAAAAGCAGCUUUCAAAUCUGAAAAGAGAGACUGCUGAUUUGAAAAAGCCACUUUCUCAGCGAAGGGUUUCUCCAGGACAGUUUCAUAUAGAUGGCACUCAAAGGGUGUCACUACCUGUGGCCGUCACCUCUCCAGUUACCCCUCGUUCAAGAACUAUGAGUUACAUAGGCUCAGCAGAGUCUCAGGCGUGGGCCAGAGACAGAGCUCCCCAUCUAUCCUCCAUCACAACUCCUGGAUCCGCUAUCUCUAUUUCGAGCCAUAGUUCUCUUCAUGAACAUGUUCACAGAACACCCACAUCCUUUAACACUCCUACAAGAUCUCAGCGUCAGACUCCUAAUGUCUUCCAGUUCCAGUUUAUGAGUGGAUUAUCAACACAGUCACCCAGGCGUUAAUGAAAUGGCCUCUAAUUGUGGGGACAUGUUUAUCGGUUAAGGAGUCCUUAGCCACAUGCGUGUUCAUCAGGACCCUUGUGUCUUUGUUAGAGAUACACAUUUGUUUAAAGCCCGGUAACAGUUGGCACCAAUGACUGAACUUCUUGUCCAUUGUUGAGUAUAGGUAAUUUACAAUUGUUAAGUUUAAACGGAUGUUAUACUGGUGUUGCCAUGUAGUUCCUCUGUUGGUGAAUUACUAGCCACAUUGUCUUAUUGAUCAUUGGUUAAUUAAUGGUCACCUUUUUUGUGUCAACUUAUAAUACAACCAUUUCUGCAUUUUGCUUUUUGCUCACAACAGAGAAUAUACACUAAAUGUGUCAGAAUCAGUUGGAGUCAUUACAGCACACACAAAAAAAACAUGGCUUGCACAUAUGAUUAGAAAGGCAAAUCCUUUACUGGUUUCCAGUGACACAAUUGUGCAAAUGAGAAAUUAUUCAAACAGGAUAAAAUACAUGGAAAACAUCUGCUAAGGAAGACACAAAGCAUUGUGGACAUUUCCCCACAGCAUGACACUUGCAUUAUCUUUUAAUUACUAAUAGAAUGCCAAAAAAAACAGUGAUAGACAAUGCUUUAUCAACAUUAUGGUCAUCUAACCUUUAUUCAGACAUUUCUAAUUAACUAAACUCUACUUAAAGCCCACUUCACCCCUUGUAGGUCUAGCAAGAAGUAUUUUAGUGGAGAUUUUCUGAACUGAUAACCUGAAUGUAUAGAGUUUGUGCUAUAAUUAAUAAU
Molecule: messenger RNA, 1904 nt
Organism: Etheostoma spectabile (orangethroat darter)
Lineage: Eukaryota; Metazoa; Chordata; Actinopteri; Perciformes; Percidae
Product: RING finger protein 212B
Exons: 13
Coding region: 297-1133 (278 amino acids)
Biological process (GO): protein sumoylation; homologous chromosome pairing at meiosis; reciprocal meiotic recombination
Cellular component (GO): synaptonemal complex
Molecular function (GO): SUMO transferase activity
Source: RefSeq, a predicted model, not a curated record